AUGGAGGAAAAGAAGAAAAUCCGUCGAAGUCGUAACGGAUGCCAUACUUGCAAAAGAUCAAAGAUUAAAUGUGAUGAAAACAAACCUACAUGUUCAUACUGUUCUAAAACCAAAGCAAUAUGUGAUUAUUCGCUCAAAUUGACUUGGGGCGGUCGGCCCUUUAAAGAUGCCAAUAAAAGAAAACAACUACCUUCGGUAAAAAAAGAGGUUCAACCAAUGUUGAAUGAUUUCCCUGUUAUGACAUCUACAUCACUAAGUACAUCAAUUACCAACAACUCCAAUACAAAAGGAGAUACCGGAUUAACGUUUAUUUUACAUGAAUUUAACACAGAGUCAAUAAAAUCUCCACUGUCACCUUCUGAAUCAGUUUCUUCACACAUUGACCCACCCGCACCCCACAGAAACGGAAAACGAAAAAUCAUAGAAAUUGAUAGUAUCGCUGACCUGGAAAUAAAGAAAAGAGACACCCAUAUGACAUUAACCGACAUAACCCCAGAAUUGAACAAUGGUAUUGAGAAUUUAACAAAUGCAUUAAUAGACUUUGGUGGCCAACAGUUUCAAUUGCAAAACUCUGAUAUUUUUAGCACAUACAUCCAGAAUCCACAGAGGUACAUGGGGGUUACUCAGUACGGCAGCGAUUCAGAUUCUCUGGCCACGUCAUUUUUGAACAAUUAUUCAGAAGAUAUUUCCCGAAUUGAUAAAUAUUUACCAAACGAUCAAAGCAAUUUGAUAGGUGAUACCUUCCCCAUGCGACUGUUGUAUAGCUCGAUAAAUGAAUCUCCCACACUGGUAGAUAUUUGGGACUCGAUUCCGCCGCUGCUAACACCUUUACCAACAUUACUUCUUAAUGUUCCAUUUUAUCGCAAUCUAAUGCAUUUUUGGGUAACUGUGGCUUCACAAAACUUGGUUCCCGCACCAUCUAGCAUCUACAAAGAUAAUCCUUAUAAAAUUUUACUAACUCAAAUGGCCAUGGAGUACCCUGCCAUCUUAAACACAUUGCUAGCCUUUUCAGCAAAAUUGAGAUCUUCUUUGAUUGGCACAGACGAUACCCCCGAUAUCGUGAUUGACCAAUUGUUAUCAAGGUCUUGUACAGAACUACUACAGUUAUUGAAGGAUGAAUCCAAGGCAACUUCAGAUGAAGCCUUGGCCACAGCCUUGUUGCUUUCUUGUUAUGAAGUUUUCAACUCCAAAGACUUUAGCCGCCACCGUGCUCAUAAUAUCGGGGCAAGACAAAUCAUAAAAGCACGUUCAAACACCCCUCAUAAAAGGGGACCAGAGGCAGGAACAGAAAGUGAUAUGACAUUCUUUUUAAUGAGAUGGUUUGUGUACACAGAUGUCAUUGGGGCUCUUUCUUCAACAACCGAUUCCCACGAUUAUUUGCUAACUUCCAAUGAUUUGAGUACAUACGAGCCGUUGGAGUCCUUGACAAUGUUGCAUGAAAUUGAUAAAAUGGAAGAUGAAACUCAAUAUCCGAAGAAAACCAUUGAUUAUUUGAUGGGAUUCAAUAUAAAGUUUCUUCCACACUUUACCAAGAUCACCAUCCUUGUACGAGAAACAAAUGCACAUUUGGGGAAAACCAAGGCUAGUGCUGCCAACUUGCCUUUGGAAAUUGUUUACAAAGCUCUUGAAGUUAAGGAGGCCCUAAUAGAAACGCAGAGGAAAGACGAAGAGUCCAUCUUACAAAGUCACGAAAAAAUUAUCGAGUUAAAGUCAGGAAAUGGACAACAAUUGUAUGCUGACGACUUGCCACAAGAAACAGUUACCCUUAUUAGAGAGAAUGAUAUUUUACGAUUUACGAAUAAAAUAUUUUGUGACGCUGGGUUAAUACACUUGUAUCGACGAGUUCUUUUGAUCCCUAGAGAAUCAAACCUUGUACAAGAUCUUGCAAAUGGCAUAGGGGAGUUAGCUAAAUUGCAUAUUGAGUCACGAUCUCCCGCUGACAUAUGCUGUAUCUUUUGUUUAUUCACCGCAGGGUGCGAGGUUUUGUGUCCAGAAAUGCAACAGUUUUUUGAACAAAGGUUCCAAAAUUUGGGACAAAUGGGAAAUAUCAAUGCCCGAAAGGGUUUGCAAAUCAUGAAACGGUGUUGGAAAACGAACGAAGAUUGGAUAACUGCGGCUGAAAAAAUUGGUGUUGAUCUAACAUUGUUGUAA
Molecule: messenger RNA, 2151 nt
Organism: Candida albicans SC5314
Lineage: Eukaryota; Fungi; Ascomycota; Pichiomycetes; Serinales; Debaryomycetaceae
Gene: ZCF32
Product: Zcf32p
Exons: 1
Coding region: 1-2151 (716 amino acids)
Biological process (GO): positive regulation of transcription by RNA polymerase II
Cellular component (GO): nucleus
Molecular function (GO): transcription cis-regulatory region binding; zinc ion binding; DNA-binding transcription factor activity, RNA polymerase II-specific
Source: RefSeq, a predicted model, not a curated record